CGGAGACACAUGACCAACAUCGAGUCGGUGCUCCAAGCCCGGGAGCGACAGCAGCUGCGGCCCCGGCGCCUCACGACGCCCGUAGCCUACACGGACGAGCUACUCGGCGGGUUUGCGCCCCAUGCCAUAUCUCCCAUCCGCCGCCUCCACAGCCAUGCGGCGCUCGUCAAGCGCUUGGUCUGCGACAGCGUGCUGGAUGGCCACCACGGCUGCGUGAACCGCCUUAGCUGGAACCGCGAUGGAUCGCUCCUUGCAUCGGGCUCGGAUGACACGAACGUCGUGCUCUGGGACUUUCAUCGCCGGAACGCCCGCCUUACGAUCGCGACGGGGCACUCGAUGAACAUCUUUGGCGUGUGCUUUGUGCCUGGGACGAACGACCACGUUGUGGCGUCCGCUGGCAUGGACUGUGAGGUACGUCUGCACCACGCGCCGUUCCGUCCGCAAGGCUCGGAGCUUCUCGCGAGCCACACUGGACGCGUCAAAGACCUUGCAGCGUCCCACCUCGUCCCACACGUCUUUUGGAGCGGCGGCGAAGAUGGCAUCGUGCGGCAGUUUGACAUUCGCGCGCUCGGCGAUCGCAACAACGCCCGGAACACGCUCGUCAACCUCGGUCGCCCGCGUCUCGAUGCCCGGCGCCUGACCGUGAUGGGCAUGAGCAUGCACCCGGCGGACGCAACCAAGAUGGCGAUAGCGUGCGGCGACCACUAUGUUCGCAUCUUUGAUCGACGCAUGCUCCGCAUGAACGAAGAGCACGCUUCGGUGCCGCUGCAGCUGCUGACGCCGCCCCACUUGCACUUUGACGCCGGUCUGGAUUCGCUGACGCGGUACCACAUCCGUGAAGCCCAUGGCACAAGCGUCCAGUACAGUCCGGAUGGCAACCAGAUCUUGGCCAACUACCACAACGACCACAUCUACCUCUUUGACGUGAACGAGCGGACGGCGUUCAAACCACUCGAGCCGGUGUGGACGCAUGGGAUGCACAUGGACGCGUGGGCGUACGACAAACCGGCGCCGUCCGAGCCGCUCAACGACCUACUCGACCUCGCUGAGAAGUGCGUUGAGUGGUCCAAGCCGUCGGCGGCACUCGAGAUCCUCCGCACGUUGCGCCCGCCGAACUGGCAAGACAACGCGAUUGUCCUUCGGCUCUGGACGACACUGGCGCGCGCGUACAUCGGGCGAGCAUGGCGCGGUGAUGGCUUUCUCGCGCUGCAGUACGUCCUUCGGUGCCUUCAGCGGACGCCGACGCCGACGGACGACCUGCUGCUCGUCUACAUCCAAGCACUCUCGGCCAGUGGCCGCCAGCGCGCCAGUCGUCGCGAGGCCCAGCGUCUCUUGCGCACUGCGCCCUUGCUGGCCGAAAAACUGGCUCCGUUUCUGCUCAAGCGCCGACGCCCAAGCGUCGAGUCUUCACUCGAGGACGAAGACGACGAUGAUCAAGAUGAUCAAGAUGAUCAAGAUGAUCAAGAUGAUCAAGACGAUCACAGUGACGACACGGAUAGAAUGGACGAGAGCGAAGCGACAGAAGGGGGCGCGUACGAGGAUGCGACGUUCGAACUCGCGUCGUCGCCCGAGAGGUCCUCGCCAUCGUCGGAGUCGGAGUCGUCGAGUGGACGAUUGUCGAUCGAGAGCGCGGACGAAGGUGGUGUUGCACCCAUCGAUUGGGGCAAUUUCCACCUCGCGGACGCUACAGAUGCCACGCUGCACGUCCUUCGGCGCUACAUUGGCUACUGCAACCUGCACACGGACAUCAAGGAGGCGACGUUCUUUGGCGACGAGCACAUUGUGGCCGGGAGCGAUGACGGAUACGCGUACAUUUGGGACCGCGCGACCGGCUGCCUUGUGAACGCGCUCAAGGCGGACGAGGACAUUGUCAACUGCGUGCAGGGCCACCCGCUCCAGCCCGUGCUCGCGACAAGCGGCAUCGAGAACGUCGUCCGGCUCUGGUCGCCGGUCGCCGACGUCGACGUGUCACCGACGGAAGACGAGUUGGACGCACUCGUGGGGGCGAACCAGCGGCAAAUGCAACAAGAAGCGACGUUUCACGAGCGGCACCGCCACGCCGCCCGCGUCACGCGUAUCAUGGAGAACCCCGAAUUGCUGCGGAUGCUCUUGACGGGCCGGCCGACGGAGGGUGCGUCGGGUGGGAUUCCACCGUGUGCCCAGAGCUGAUUGCGUGCGUGCUUUGGUUCAGAGACAGAGUAGCGUAGUAUUGUGCAACACUACAAUGAGAAACAACUCGAUGAACUAACUGUCCA
Saprolegnia parasitica CBS 223.65 is the source of this 2255-nucleotide messenger RNA. RefSeq lists its product as hypothetical. NCBI's taxonomy places the organism in Eukaryota, Oomycota, Saprolegniomycetes, Saprolegniales, Saprolegniaceae. The transcript has 2 exons. Gene Ontology annotation, cellular component: Cul4-RING E3 ubiquitin ligase complex; cytoplasm. Bases 10 to 2169 code for a protein of 719 amino acids. Gene Ontology annotation, biological process: negative regulation of fatty acid biosynthetic process. Gene Ontology annotation, molecular function: protein binding. The record is from RefSeq and is a predicted model, not a curated record.